AUGAACCCAGAAAUGUUUUUAAAGUCAUAUGACUCAUAGUAAUAAGAAACAAAACUAUCCUUCAGUGGUUUAUUUUCAGUCGAUCAAGACUUGAAUGUAAACACUACAAAUGCUCAAUCAGAACUCAUUAAAGAUAAGAGUAUGAUCUUAAAUUUGAGAUCAGACGCGAAUAGUUUAUUUGACUCAGAUGAAGCUUACUGCCAACUAUAUGAACAGUAUCAUGAUUAGUUGUUUGAAAAUCUAUGGUCGCAAAGCAAGUUAAGCUCUAAUCUUUUCUAAUAAGAUCUCAUUUCAGAAAGCAUAUUGAUUUCUGAUUUAUCAGACUUUACAGUUGAUUCCCAAGACAAAACUUAUAAUGAAUACCAAUCACAAGCUUUUGAUGCAAGAAGAUAUAAUAAAUAAAACAAUUAAAGCAAGUAGAUAAUUGAUGAUAAAUCCGUUGCUCAUGAAGAACGUCAACAAAAGCAGUACUCUAAAGAAAGAGAGACAAAAAUAUCUCAAGAAAAAACCAUUAGUGGAAAAACUUCUGCCAAAAAAACAAGCAGGAAAAGUGAUUCGAUCAAGCGAUACGAGUAAAGGAGUGCAAUUAAGAAGCCUUAUAAAGAAAGCAAAAGAAGUUUUUUAACACACCCACCAAAUGUGGAGCAUUUUGCCUCAAAAGAGCUAUAAAAGCUUAAGUAACAACGAGACCGAGCCAGAUUUCAAAAGCGAGAAUGCUAAUGGGAAAUUUUACUUGGGGAAUUCGGAAAAGAUCCGAACUGGUCGACGAAAAGGAUUAAGCAAAUCGCUUAUAGGACCCAACUUUCUGUCACCUAGGUUUACAAAUGGAGAUGGGACCAAAGAUUAAUCUAAGAUUAGAAUUAUGAAAGAGAAAUUGCUAUUAAAUUGAAGCGUCAUGGAAAGCUAUUUGAGAUAGAGAUUGAUCACUCUAAGAGUAAUUGA
Stylonychia lemnae is the source of this 942-nucleotide messenger RNA. The record is from the annotation of a GenBank genome assembly. Lineage: Eukaryota; Ciliophora; Spirotrichea; Sporadotrichida; Oxytrichidae.